Molecule: messenger RNA, 2445 nt
Organism: Hevea brasiliensis (rubber tree)
Lineage: Eukaryota; Viridiplantae; Streptophyta; Magnoliopsida; Malpighiales; Euphorbiaceae
Product: probable inactive receptor kinase RLK902
Exons: 2
Coding region: 169-2139 (656 amino acids)
Biological process (GO): protein phosphorylation
Molecular function (GO): protein kinase activity; protein binding; ATP binding
Source: RefSeq, a predicted model, not a curated record
GGGAAGCAUUUUCAUGCGCCCUCGCAGGUCACUUCACUCUUCACUCUGUCCUCUUCCUCCUCCUCCUCCUCCCCCUUCUUGUCUCUCUCCGGACAAUGCCUCUCUCCUAACCUCAAAAAUCCCACCUUUUCUAUUACCGUCUCAACCUCUUCUCUCAAACUACGCAAGAUGUUUCUGAAAAAUCUCUCAUUUUCCGUCUUCUUUGUCUUACUCUUCCUUCCUUUGUCUAAACCAGAUCUCGCCGCCGACCGGGCUGCUCUCCUUUCUAUCCGCUCUUCUGUCGGUGGCCGCACCUUGUUCUGGAACAUUUCCCAGUCCACCCCUUGUUCUUGGGCGGGCGUUUUAUGCGAGGGUAAUCGUGUUACUGUCCUGCGCCUCCCUGGAGUGGCCCUCUCCGGUCAACUCCCCACUGGAAUUUUCUCUAACCUUACGCAACUGCGUACUCUUAGUCUCCGUCUUAAUGCUCUCACUGGUCAGUUGCCUUCAGAUCUCGCUGCUUGUACCAAACUCAGGAACCUCUUCUUGCAGGGAAAUAUGUUCUCCGGCGAGAUCCCGGAGUUUUUGUUUACUUUACAUGAUAUUGUGCGUCUUAAUCUGGGUGAGAAUAACUUCACCGGUGCGCUCUCUGUGGGUUUUGGAAAUUUUACGAGAUUAAGGACUUUGUACCUGGAGAACAACAGGUUAUCUGGGUCAAUUCCUGAUUUGAAGUUUGAGAAGUUGGAGCAAUUCAAUGUGUCAAAUAAUUUGUUGAAUGGCUCUAUACCUGCAGGAUUUCAGGCUUUUGACUCUAGUUCUUUUCUGGGUAAUUCGCUAUGUGGUCAACCUCUUGAUUCUUGCGCUACUGGUCCAAAUGGUACUUUGGUGGUGCCUAGUACACCAACUGACGAAGCAGGCAAUGCUGGUAAAAAGAAGAAGCUUUCCGGUGGUGCCAUUGUUGGUAUUGUGAUUGGAUCUGUAGUUGGAUUCUUCUUGCUUGUCUUGAUUUUGAUGUUUCUGUGCCGAAAGAAGGGUAGCAAGAAGUCAAGAUCGAUUGACAUUGCGUCGAUUAAACAGCAAGAACUGGGGGAGAAGCCUAUUGGGGAAGUGGAGAAUGGUAGCGGGUACGGGAAUGCUAAUGGAUACUCAGUUGCCGCUGCUGCUGCAGCAGCAAUGGUGGGGAAUGGAAAAGGAGGAGCCGAAGUGAACGGAGCUGGGGCCAAAAAGUUGGUGUUUUUUGGUAAAACAUCGAGGGUGUUCGAUUUGGAAGACUUAUUGAGAGCUUCCGCGGAGGUUUUGGGAAAAGGAACAUUCGGGACUGCGUAUAGGGCGGUGUUGGAGGUAGGAACUGCGGUGGCCGUGAAAAGGUUAAAGGAUGUGACCAUUUCAGAGAGAGAAUUCAAGGAGAAGAUUGAGAUGGUGGGAGCGAUGGAUCAUGAGAGUUUGGUCCCCUUAAGAGCUUACUAUUAUAGCAGGGAUGAGAAGCUUCUUGUUUAUGAUUACAUGCCUAUGGGAAGCUUGUCUGCCCUUUUGCAUGGAAACAAGGGAGCUGGUAGGACUCCAUUGAACUGGGAAAUUAGAUCUGGUAUUGCCCUUGGAGCUGCCCGUGGUAUCCAAUACCUACACUCUCAAGGUCCCAAUGUCUCCCAUGGAAACAUCAAAUCAUCCAAUAUCCUUCUCACUCAAUCCUAUGAAGCUCGAGUAUCUGACUUUGGACUUGCUCACCUUGUUGGUCCUUCCUCUACUCCUAACCGAGUUGCUGGCUACCGAGCACCAGAAGUGACUGACCCUCGCAGAGUUUCCCAGAAAGCUGACGUUUUUAGCUUUGGCGUAUUGCUAUUGGAGCUGCUGACUGGGAAGCCCCCCACCCAUGCCCUUUUGCAUGAGGAAGGUGUGGACCUUCCCAGAUGGGUUCAGUCCAUAGUUCGAGAGGAAUGGACUUCAGAAGUGUUUGAUCUUGAGCUCCUCAGGUACCAAAAUGUCGAGGAAGAGAUGGUUCAGCUCUUACAGCUUGGAAUAGAUUGUGCAGCCCAAUACCCUGAUAAUCGUCCAUCAAUGUCCGAAGUAACUAGUCGAAUUGAGGAGCUACGUCGUUCUAGCCUACGUGAAGAUCAAGAUCUACAGCCAGAUGUAGUUGAUGUGGAUGAUAAUUCUUCUCGAUGAGUUGGCUGCAUCACUCCAGCAGGGAUUGUAAAAGGAAUUUCAUUGCUUUGUUCAUGCCCAUAAUUAUCAUGUUUAAUCUUGUCCUUUAUUAUUUGUUUGAUCUGGGGCUUAUCUUCUUUAAUUAGGAGCCAACUGUCAUUUUUUUUUUUCUUGUUUUCCCUUUCCAUUGUACUAGUUUUCCUUUCCUUUCUUUCUUUUUCUCUUUUAAUUAACACUUUGGGGAGGAUAUCUGCUGCUCUAUUUGUUCUUGUUGGGUGGAAAAAACGGUGGUUGUAAUUAUUACUUUGGCUUUUGCUCUUGAUGCAA